UACAAUAUGGCUGCGUCCAGGAAGGUGGAUGGUACCAUGUUUGCAAUAGUGAUUUUGCUGGCUACACUGACACCUGUCAGUGCCAAGUCCAAGUACAUCAGUAUCUCUCUGGAGAGUAAAUGGAAACACACACCCAUUCUUCUUGAAGCAAGUGAAGGCAUUGCAAAAGAGUCAAGUGACUACUUUUGGACUUUUAUCAAUGAUUUGUCCAAUCUUGGUACAAAAAAUGUCAAGGGAGAAACGGAUGAGUCCCAGUACCACCUGAUACAGAAGUUGGCCAGCAAAGUGUUGUCUCCCUUGCAGCUCAAUCUGCUGAGAUUUACUCUUGCAUUGCGAGCUCACUCACCAACCGUACAGAUGUAUCAGCAGAUUGCUGCAGAAGCUGGUAUGGUGGAGAAUUGUGAGGGCUUUGUUGACAUCCAUGGAAGUAUAUCAUGUGACCCAUCUAAACUUGAUCAACUGAUUAAAUCAGCAAAAGAAAGACCUGUGCCUGCAGUGUACUCCUUCGACCACAUAUAUCCAGGCACCGAGUUGGAGGACAUCAUGGUCAUACUGUAUGCUGAGGUCGGCACCCAGACUUUCAUCAACUUCCACACAGCAUUAUCGCAGAAAGCUUCUGAGAGGAAGAUCCGUUACGUGUUCAGGCACUUCAUGCAGAAUCCCUCCGAGUCCCAGGUCCGUCUGUCUGGGUAUGGCGUGGAGCUGGCCAUCAAGAGCACAGAGUACAAGGCCAAGGACGACACCAAAGUUGAAGGCCAUGCGGGGAGUGACAGCAGCCAUGCAGAGGAUGAGGAGGAGGAUGUGCAGGGUUUCCUCUUCAACAAACUCAAAAAAUUGCACCCAGAAGUGACAGACAAUCUGAAGGAGUUUCGGGAUCACCUGAUUGACUCCAAUGUAGAGUUAGCUCCCCUUGAUGUGUGGCAGUUGCAGGACCUGAGUCUACAGGCAGCACAGCGAGUGUUGUCAGCUCCUACUGAGGAUGCCCUUCGUAAGCUCAUGGACAUCAGUCAAAACUUCCCCUCACAGACACGAUCCCUCGUGAAGACCAACGUUGACAUUAACAUGAAGAAGGAAAUUCAGAAGAAUCAGCAGAACUUCGAGGCUGACCACUCCCUGCUGCCUGGUGACUCUGCUCUGUACCUAAAUGGGCUGCCAGUGGACCUGGAAAUCUAUGACAUCUUCUCCCUUCUAGAGGUCAUGAGGUCAGAGGCCAAAGUCCUGGAGGGCCUCCAUUCGCUUGGGUUCAAGGGGGAGAACCUGCAUCGCCUCCUCAACACUGACCUGAAAGGUGGAGAUGAUAAAAGUUACGCCCUGGACAUCCGACAUGGUGCAAUACAGUACCUGAACGACCUAGAGAAGGACAAGGAAUACAAAGGCUGGCCAGGCAGCAUCCAGGACAUUCUGCGGCCGACCUUCCCGGGCAUGCUCAGGCAUCUGCGCAAAAACAUCUUCCAUCUUGUGUUCAUUGUUGAUCCAGCCGAUCCCACCAGUAAGGAACUCAUCAAAAUGGCCGAGGCUUUCUAUGUACACAAGGCCCCUAUAAGGCUGGGGAUUGUCCUGGUCAGCAACAGUGAUGAAAGUGUCAAUGGAAAGACAGAUGCCAGCGUGGCGUUUGCACGUGCCUUCAACUUCAUCCAGAUCGAUACUGGUGUGCCCCGAGCUGUGUCAUUCAUUACUGACGUGUAUGAGAAGAUCGGCACAGGUGAGGUGACUGCCGAGGCAGUGAUGGAUGAGUUCUCCAUCCAGUUUCCCGGGGAAGACAAGGAACUGGUGUUCGGGGACGACACCGACUAUAACGACGUCAGGAAGAGUGGGAAUGAGUUUGUGGCUCAGUCAGGGCUGAGUGGCUUCCCCCAAGUCCUGAUGAACGGCAGCCCCUUGAAGAAGCAGUACUUGGCCCAGGACUCCUUCGAGGAAGGGGUAGUCAACGAGAUUCUGAAGGCCACGCCCUCUGUGCAAAAGGCAGUGUAUCAUGGCGAGUUGUACGACAGCAUUAAUGUCCUGGACUGGUUAAUGGAGAAAGACAACGUCCUACCUCGCCUCAACUCCAGGAUUCUCUCCACUGCUGCCAAAUCUCUGGAUCUCUCUGAGAAUAUCGACAGUGAAAUCUUCCAUGACACAGCUACGUUCAGCACGAUGAAUGUGAGAGAUAUGGCUUCCAUUAUGGCUGACAAUCUGAAGUACCUGACCCGGCGAGAGGAGGAUGCACUGAGAUCUGUCAGCAUGUGGGUUGUAGCUGACCUCGAAACCCCCCAAGGGAGACAACUCAUGUACAAUGCAAUCAAGCAUCUGAAAUCUUCUGCUGACAUGCGUUUGAGCAUGAUCUUCAAUCCAUCGUCGGCCAACCAGGACAACAGCUUGAACAAGGCUGUGUAUACCGCCCUGACCACACUGUCCGGGAACAUUGCCAAGAACUUCAUCACCAAACUCGUGAAGGAGGACAAUGUUAUGGAGAUCAAGGCCGGUACCAAGAAGUUGGAUGAUCUCGAAGUUCAUGGCAUGGACAUGAAGAAAUACCUGGCUGCUCUCAACAAGCAGGGUGACUCGUUCCUCAAGUCUCAUCGAGCAUUUGCCCAAAAGGUUCUGCAGUUUGUGGAAGCAGCACGUGGUGUCGUCACCAAUGGCAAGGUGAUUGGCCCCCUGGAUGACGGGGAAGACUUCCUGCCAGAUGAUGUUGGUCUCUUGGAGAAAUACACAUUGCAGCAGUCUGCUCGUAAAAUCCGUGAGCAGAUCCGUGGCCUGGGAUAUGACAAUGACAAGGGAAGUAACUUGCUCCUGAAGGUGGCAGCACUGUUGACUGCCAAGAGUCAGACUGAGGGCAGGAAGAAAGUCAGCUUCAAGUCUGAUGAACACAGUGUGUUGAAGAUCCCGGCCGAUGACUCCAUGCCUGCCUUUGUUGUGGAGGUGAUUUUAGACCCUGUGUCCAGGGAAGCCCAGAAGCUCUCUGCUGUACUCCACAUCCUCAAACAGAGCACCAACAUGGAGGUCCGCAUCUACAUGAACUGUAAGGACAAGCUGUCCGAGAUGCCUCUCAAAAACUACUAUCGAUAUGUCCUUGACCCUGAGCUGACCUUCAAGGUUGAUGGCUCGUACACACGUGGUCCCGUGGGUCGGUUCACUGACAUGCCAGAGAAGUCUCUGCUGACUCUCAACAUGGAUCCCCCCGAGAGUUGGCUGGUGGAGGCUGUCCGCUCUCCGUAUGACCUUGACAAUAUCCUACUGGAGGAGGUCCAGGAUGGGGUGAAGGCUGAUUUUGAACUGGAGUACAUUCUACUUGAAGGUCACUGCCAUGACUCCUCCACCAUGCAGCCACCAAGAGGCCUUCAGUUCGUACUCGGCACCAACAGCACCCCCGCUGUCAAGGACACCAUCGUCAUGGCAAACCUGGGUUACUUCCAACUCAAGGCCAACCCAGGAGUGUGGCAACUGCAGCUCAGAGAAGGGCGCUCCAGGGAGAUCUAUGACAUCAACAGUCAUGACUUCACAGACACUCCCAAGGGUUCCUCUGAUGUUGUGGUUGCCAUUAGCAGCUUCAAGAGCAAGAUCAUCAGGGUCAAGGUUUCCAAGAAGGCUGACAAGCAGAAGGAGCAGCUGCUGCAGGACUCGGAUGAGGGCCAGGGAUUGUGGGAUUCCAUUUCCAGCUCAUUCACUGGACAAAAAUCUGAUGAAGGUGAAGAUGAAACCCUCAACAUCUUUUCCCUGGCUUCAGGACAUCUGUAUGAGAGAUUUUUGAGAAUAAUGAUGCUGGGUGUGUUGAAAAAUACAAAAUCAAAAGUGAAAUUCUGGUUUCUGAAAAAUUAUCUGUCGCCAACAGUAACGGACUUCAUACCACAUAUGGCCAAGGAGUAUGGGUUCGAAUAUGAGCUGGUGCAGUACAAGUGGCCACGUUGGCUUAUACAGCAGAAGGAGAAACAGAGAGUUAUCUGGGGAUAUAAAAUUCUCUUUUUGGAUGUGCUGUUUCCACUACAUGUUAAGAAAAUAAUAUUUGUAGAUGCUGACCAGAUUGUGAGGGCAGAUUUAAAAGAACUGUAUAACUUGGACUUGGGAGGGGCCCCGUAUGGUUACACACCAUUCUGUAGUGACAGGAAGGAGAUGGAUGGCUUUAGGUUUUGGAAGUGCUACUGGGCCAGUCAUCUAGCUGGCAGGCCAUACCAUAUUAGUGCCUUGUACGUGGUGGAUCUGAAGCGGUUCCGGCAUAUCGCGGCAGGGGACCGGCUACGAGGACAGUACCAGGGUCUGAGCCAGGACCCCAACAGUCUUGCCAACCUGGACCAGGAUCUGCCCAACAACAUGAUCCAUCAGGUGGCCAUCAAGUCCCUGCCCCAGGAGUGGCUGUGGUGCGAGACCUGGUGUUCCACAGAGUCCCUCCAGUAUGCCAAGACAAUAGAUCUGUGCAACAACCCACUCACGAAGGAGCCUAAGCUGAGUGCUGCCAUGAGGAUUGUACCAGAGUGGAAAGAAUAUGAUUAUGAAAUAAAAGUGUUGUGGGAUAAAGUGUAUGGAACCAACACUCGGCUACAGACAGAAUAUGAAGUAUCUGAUAAACAAAAAGAUUCAAUGAAAAAGGAUGAAUUAUAACACUGGCCAAAGGUUUAGAGUAUUUUAUGUACAUAUGUAAAGUUUGUUGUAAUAAGAUUUGUGGAAAAUUCUCAUCCUCCCUGGUGGAGAACAUCUUCAUGUUGUGAGAGGGGAAGUGACUGAAGGCUUGGUACCGACACUGUUGGGACAUAGAUAUAGGUUAAAGUUACUGUACAGUACACAAGCAGCUGCACAUACGUGGGGAUUCUCUGUACUACCUAUCCCAACAGCAUCUCAUCUACGUGUGUGUCCCAUCUACUGGCAGUACACCACAUCUCAACUGACUACACACAUCAAGAUGGACAUACACUGCCUGUUUCCGGGCUCAGGGAAUACAGCAACAGACCCUUAAAGUUUAGAUUGUUGACAUUCUCAUAUUGUUACUCAAUGAAAAUCAUGAAUAAAUUUAUCUUAUGUAUGAUUUAUCCAACAUCUCACAAUACUGUUGUUAGGACUAGAUCUCUGUACUGAUAAGUUGAACAUAGAACUUGUUUCCUGUUUGUGAAGAAAGGCGGUAGAAUUUGUUAGUACUUGGUUUGUUUAGGUUUCAGGUGAACAUCAUUUGUGAAAUAUCUUCUAAGUUCAUGGUAAUAAUUUUAAACACAUGAUAAGGUGUUAGAUUGAGUCACAGAGUGGUUAGUGUAUGUCAGUCAGUGUGUUGUUUAUCACUGGGGGUGGUCAGUAGGGAUUGCUAGAUGUAAACAUGGUCCAGCAGCAGGCGACAUGACGCCCACAGACUGCCAUCUUACAUCACAAGGUACCUGCAUCCCCUGUCAUGAACAGCGUUCCAUGGACCUCAAUAAUUAUAAGACAAAAUGUGGCAUCAAUAAGUAUCUUUUAUGUUGUUUGUCUGUCAGUGAUAAGAUUUGGAAUCUUUUCGUAAUCGGAUUGACCUAAUUGUCUGCCAUGGUAGUCAUCAUUUUGAAACCAUUCGAAAAAGAACAGCAAUUGUAUAUUCAUCACAAGCAUUACCACUUGUGUUUGAGACAGGGAGCCCAAAAAGGCUUCAAAUCGAUGAAAAAUAAAGUUUGAUAUCAGCCAAUGGCCUCUGUUGCCUUGGAAAGAUUAUAUAAAUUUCAGUGAAAGAGUCUAAGUGAACUUUGUAUGUAUGUGGUAGAUGCCUGUAUUUAUGAUGUGUUGGUGCAUGUGUGUAACCUGGGACACACUGUCUGGUGUAGGCCUGAAUGCAUGGAGCAUCACACCUCGCAUGACUGGUUCAAAUCUUGUAAAAAGUGAGAAUGAUACAUCUAUUUAUACUUUCAUGUUCGACCUCUUUAUUAUGUAAUAUUCUUACAUAUUUCAUCCAGUACAAGUCAAGGGUGUAUAUUUUAAUAGUGCAAAUCAAUUUGGACCUUUCAUAUUUCAUAAAGUUGUAAGUAAACAGAGUUGUAGCAUAUUUAAGAUAAAAUUAAAUUUGUCCGGCCAAAAUAAUUAAAUCCAGACAUGAUGUAGAAGUUGGCGACAUGGAAGCUGAUCCUGAGUACCUGCAAUUGACGUGAUCCAGCAUUACACCAAGACCUAAACCUACAGGAUGCCUUCUAGGACUGGGGUUGCUUGAUGAAUAUAACCAACACACUCACUCAUAGUUCAUUGCUGGCGUUAUUUCAUGUCUUCUUUAAUGUUAUCCUUUUCUUAAUAAAUUGAUUGAUUUAUGGUUCAAGGGACACCUCCUGUGUGCACUUUGUAACCCUCUAUUAUAUACUGUUACCUUGUGAGGACAAAACCAAUUAUACUUGAUAUGCAGGAACAAUCCUGCCUUGGAAGAAUUUUACUUCUGAUUCAUGAAACCGUUCGGGUGCACAACUUUUACUAAAACUACCUAGACCAAUCUUUUAGAAGUCAUUGUAUCAAAACCAGAUGUUCUUUGCUUUAGCUUGAUAAGGUAGAAUGCAAUUUGCCAUCCACUUUGCCAUUGUCUGCUCAUGUUGGCAAUAUGUCCUGGUUGCCCUAUGACAGAUAUAGCAGGGGUGUGCAGGGCAGCAGAGAAAACCUUGAAGGUCAUGGCUCAGUUCUACUUAAAAUAUUAUGGGCUUCCAUUAAAAUAUGAUACAGUAUAUGACCCUUUUGGUCAUUUCAUGUGGACAGUUGACAGUUGUAUGGUGGAUCUGACAAUGAGUGUACUGUGCAACCUGUUCUGCCGUCUGAAAGAUUGAUCCAUGUGUUUUCUGCAUCAAUGGCUUAAAGGAUGGGAGUGUAUUUAGAUGCUAUUUGUAGUAGUGCUGUCUUUGUUGUAGUUGUUGUAUCCAUUUAUGAAUCUUUGUUAUUCUUAUAGUACCCCUAAACUGUACAACAAAGUCGGGAAAGGAUGGUUUCAUAUCAGUUUCUUUCUUUGACAUUCACAGAUUCUUUGUUCCUACUUCAACAGCUAUAUCAUCAACAGCAUUUGGAAAUGAAAUCUGUGACUGUUUUCAGAAUACUUCUCUUUCCAUUAUGACACAACUGGUGUGUCCAUUAACUUCAGUGACAAAUGUUCAGAUGUGAACCGUCACAAGAAACAAAGAUCAGCAGCAGCAGUAUGGAAGCAAGUGUUUCUCCCAGGCAACCAUUGCGCUUUGAUUGCCUAUUUGUUUUAUCAUAAUAGCCAUUGUAUAACUUUCAAGGAAAUACAUUUUUUUCUGCCCAACAUCAAUCCAAAGUGUAAAUCAUGAGAAAAUAAACAUUCCAUAUAAGGAC
Molecule: messenger RNA, 7251 nt
Organism: Haliotis rubra (blacklip abalone)
Lineage: Eukaryota; Metazoa; Mollusca; Gastropoda; Lepetellida; Haliotidae
Product: UDP-glucose:glycoprotein glucosyltransferase 1-like
Cellular component (GO): endoplasmic reticulum
Molecular function (GO): UDP-glucose:glycoprotein glucosyltransferase activity
Source: RefSeq, a predicted model, not a curated record